AUGGAAAGAGGAAGAAGUACCAGCAGUUCUGAAAACUUAUUGGACGACUUUGAAGAUGAUUAUGUGGUGAAAUCAAUUGGUGCAUUUGGUGUGUGGCAAGCUACAGUAUGUGUUAUAGCAGCUUUAGUAAGAUCAGCUGCAAUAUGGAACAUGCUAUCAAUCAUAUUCCUGACUCCAGCUACACAAUUCGUCUGUGUCAAAUUUGAAGAUAAUGCAACAGUGUUAGCUCAAAACUCAACGUGCUAUAAUAACUGUGUGGAAUAUAUGUAUUAUGAAGAGGUAUUAGAAAGGACUUUGAUAUCAGAAUUUGGACUGAUUUGUGAUGGUGCUUGGAAAGCUAGUUUUACGCAAUCGAUGUUGAUGUUUGGAUUUUUAAUAGGAGUGUCUCUGUUUGGUUGGAUUUCUGACAGGUUUGGCCGCCGCAUCGGUUUGAUAAUAUCUUGUACUUUGAACAUCACAUUCAUGCUAGCUGUCCCAUUUUCUCAAAGCUACUGGAUAUUUAAUACCUUGAGACUGUUUAUAGGAAUGGCCUCUGGUGGCACCAUGAUAAUCUCUUUAGUGUUUAUCAUAGAAAUAGUUGGGCCACAACACAGGGAGGCUGCUGGAAGUUUAGCUAUCCUACCUGAUGGAUUAGCCCAAGGAUUGUUAUCAGUAUUUGCUUACUACUCAGUGGAUUGGAGAAUGUUUCUUAUGGAGUAUGCUAUAGCAUCUGUUGUAAUUUACAUGUUUAUUGUUUUCUUACCUGAGUCACCGAGAUGGUUGAUGUCUAAAGAUUCCAACAUGUCCCUUAGCAAUGAUGAUGAACAAAACAUUUGGACGCAGAGCAUCAACGGUUGCUACUCUAACUGUCAUUGGUAUUACAAUGACUAUCCUCAUGUUUGUGCCACCAGGACAUACUGGCUGCACGAUCCUAGGCAUCAUAGGCUUUGCAGCAACCUGCACUACAUUCGGAGUCCUUUGUGUCUACAUUUCUGA
Molecule: messenger RNA, 975 nt
Organism: Helicoverpa zea (corn earworm)
Lineage: Eukaryota; Metazoa; Arthropoda; Insecta; Lepidoptera; Noctuidae
Product: organic cation/carnitine transporter 4-like
Exons: 3
Coding region: 1-975 (324 amino acids)
Biological process (GO): transmembrane transport
Cellular component (GO): membrane
Molecular function (GO): transmembrane transporter activity
Source: RefSeq, a predicted model, not a curated record